AUCACCUGCAACAUGAUGGUGAAUAAAAUGCAUCUUGCAUGUAAGCAGAUGGCUAUGUACUGAAAAGAACAUGUGUGCAACUUUCUAAACGAUGAGAAAAUCUUUGAAAAAAUCUGAAUUAAAAGUAAACAAAAGAAGAACUUUAUGGCUUCCUGGAAAACUCAAACCACACAACUAGCACUUUUUUUUUUUCUGCGUUGAGGUUUCCCUUUUAAGGGAGGACAGGCCUUUCUGGGGCUCAUUCUCUCGUCUGCAGGCAUCAAAGCAACGCCAAACGCCGACAUGCUGUGCAACUUCAGUGGACCCGUGCUGAUCAGAGUGCUCCCUCCGCUGCUGGUCACAGAGUUCGUUCUGGGUCUCGCUGGAAACGGUUUUGCUCUUUUCAUCUUCUGCUUCCACUUGAGGCCCUGGAAAAGCAGCACGGUGCUACUCUUCAACCUGGCAGUGGCUGACUUCAUGCUCAUCAUGGCUCUGCCCCUCCGAGCCAGCUACUACCUGUCGGGGAUCCGCUGGAUUUUCGGUGAGACGAUCUGUAACGUCUGCCUCUUCAUGCUGGCGAUGAACCGCAGCGGGAGCACUUUCUUCCUGAUGGUCAUCGCCCUGGACAGGUACAUGCGUGUGGUGCAUCCCCACCAUCCCAUUAACUCCCUGAGCGUGGGCAAGGCCAUGUUGGGCGCUCUGGUGCUGUGGCUGGUCCCCAUUACAAUGACCGCCCAUGUCUUCUUUCUGCAUCACAUCAACACAACCUACUGCGAAAGCUUCAUGGUGGACACGACCUCCAGAGGAAACCUGUCCUGGCACAAAUUCACAUUUCUCUUCUCUUUCUACAUGCCUCUGCUGGUGAUCCUCUACUGCACCUUCCAAAUCAUCGGCCACCUAAGGAGGAGACAGCUGACCAACCAAACCAAGUUCAAAAAGGCUCUGUACUUCAUCGUGGUGGUGGUGGUGCUCUUCAUCGUCUGCUUCCUCCCCAGCAACAUCACUCUGUUGACCAUGUGGAUCAAGAUGCUCCCAGGAUUCGUCUGUGAUGACGUGGAGCAGCUCACCACCGUGUUCUACAUCACCAUCAGUUUGACUUAUCUCAACAGCGUGCUGGAUCCCGUGGUCUACUACUUCUCCAGCCCGGCCUUCAAGAACAUCUGCAGGAGAACGCUGCAUCUGCCUCAGACAGAGACUUGUGAGAGCACGGAAAAGAAAACACGUGAGACGGCAUCCCAGUCGCACAGCCAGCUGUGAUCUGCAAACUCAGAGUUAACAUCUGGUUAAACCGCAUCAAGUUUGAGCAAGAUGAUGCUGUUCUUACUUCCCUUAUAGCCGCUGAAAAUGGGUUAACUGUACUUUUCUUGCACAAGC
This is a messenger RNA of Xiphophorus hellerii (green swordtail), 1353 nucleotides long. RefSeq names its product hydroxycarboxylic acid receptor 2-like. NCBI's taxonomy places the organism in Eukaryota, Metazoa, Chordata, Actinopteri, Cyprinodontiformes, Poeciliidae. Gene Ontology annotation, biological process: G protein-coupled receptor signaling pathway. The record is from RefSeq and is a predicted model, not a curated record. Gene Ontology annotation, molecular function: G protein-coupled receptor activity. Gene Ontology annotation, cellular component: plasma membrane.